AUGUCGUUUUCGUUAAAUUGUUUAUUUCUAGGCGAAACUUCCUUUGAUAAAAUUUUUCCGAUUAUUGUGCCUGAUAAGAUUAUUGUAAAUAAUGCAGGAGUUCCUAUUAACCGUGUCAACAUUGGACAUUUUAAGAGAUAUAUCUGGUCUAUUAAUAAAGCUAAAUUUAAUUUUGAUGAUCCCGAUGUUAUGAAACUUUGGAAGGUUAAUAUUGAUGAAGAAAGUAAGCUUGGUGUUUUUACUGAAGAUGGUAUAAAGGACAAUCUUGGAGGUACAAAGAUGUUACCACAAAAAUUUCUUAAAGAGUAUUCUCCGAAGGAGCUUGAUUCACCUGAGAAUGUUCAUAUCAUGAUCGUAGUCCCCACUGCAGGUUCUUCCCAGCAAGGCGUUCCACAAGGUACAGUAUCUCCAGUUUAA
This is a messenger RNA of Funneliformis mosseae, 417 nucleotides long. The record is from the annotation of a GenBank genome assembly. Lineage: Eukaryota; Fungi; Glomeromycota; Glomeromycetes; Glomerales; Glomeraceae.